UAUUUGGGGUAAAGUAAAAGCCACCAAACUUUAUCUACCGUUUCGAAUUAUGUGUUUAUUAUACUAAACAAGAAUGUGGAAUAUUGUUUAUUCUGGUGGAUACGAACACCAGAACGGGUCAUUUGAGAAUAUUAAUAAGACAUACCGUCGCUCCUCCUCCUCCACUCCCCACUCCAGCCUUGUCUCUCCCAGCUCAAGAUGGCGCAGCAGUUUGUUCAGGCCAAAAUCAAAGGCGACAAAGUGGUCGUCUUCAUUAAGCCCACAUGUUCGUACUGUAUCAUGGCCAGGGAUGUUUUGUCCAAGUACCAGUUCAAGCCGGGACAUUUGGAGUGUGUUGAUAUCAGCACGCACAAAGACAUGGGGAGCAUGCAGGACUACUUCCUGGAACUGACCGGAGCUCGCACGGUCCCACGCGUGUUCAUCGGGGAGGAGUGUGUCGGAGGUGGCAGCGAUGUGGCAGCGCUGCAUGACAGUGGAAAACUGAAGGGAAUGCUGCAAUCCAUUGGGGCCUUGCAGUGACCUUUGCUGGACCAGCAGGUGACGUCACAUGACGAUACAGCGAGACUUGCGUAAUUUACGCCGCCGCUGCUGAUACUCGCUGAGCUCCUGUAAAUAUCCUCUGGAUGGCCAACGUAGCCUCUCCACCUGCUCCCGCUCCUCCUCUGGAACACACAUACAUAGUACACACAUACAUAGUACAUGUAUAACUUUCCUGUACUGUAUACAAUCUCACAUCUUCAAUGCUGGAAUGGAAGUUGUUUACUCUAUUGUGCUUGACCUUUGGCCUUUCUCUUGUGCCCUUCAGUGCCCGUCCAAUGACUAUAAAAAGUCUGCAUGCAUAAAAAAAUGACAAUAAAGUUCAUUUACUCACCUACAGGUA
Messenger RNA from Doryrhamphus excisus (bluestripe pipefish), 880 nucleotides. It is a transcript of the gene glrx, whose product is annotated as glutaredoxin (thioltransferase). NCBI's taxonomy places the organism in Eukaryota, Metazoa, Chordata, Actinopteri, Syngnathiformes, Syngnathidae. The record is from RefSeq and is a predicted model, not a curated record. Gene Ontology annotation, molecular function: glutathione disulfide oxidoreductase activity. Gene Ontology annotation, cellular component: mitochondrion.